CAAAUCCAGAAAAUCGAGAAAGCUCGUUCUCUGUCUGUCUUCGUUUUUCGAUCUUUUGAAGCGAGCCUCUCCGGCAUUUCUUCAGCUUGGCUCUUUCAUGGCGGCAAAACUAUCGACAUGUUUCAGUCUCUCGUCGCUUUAGCUUUAAAUACGGGGCCGAUGAAAUGAGCAGUCCUUACCAGUUUACCCUCUUACCUUCGUUUUCAGGUAGAUUUUUCUUUGAUUCGAUUGCUUACCUUUUAUUUCGUCUUUCCCUUUUUCUUCUGUUCUGCACUUUUGGCCAGUGUGAAUCUCCAAAAGUCUUGUUUGUAGGAGCUCUGGCGUCCCGAAAGUGUCUGAAAAUAGCCACUGCAGCGUUGGUGGAGGUUUCAGGAUUUUAUUCAAAAUCUGUCAAGUUUCACUUUUUAUGAGGUUUUGUAUAUUUUCUGAGAAAUCACGCUCCUCAAAUCCCUUCAUUUAAGGAAUUAGUGGGCUGAUGCUUCUGGGUUCUGCUGGAAUCCUUCGUAUUUGGCUCUUGUUAGAUUUUUAAGAUUUUCUAGCGUUGCCUCAGAUCUUAUAGGGUUGAGGUGAUGUCUAGUGAUUCAGAAAGUAGGAUUUUCAGGCCUAUUUGAACCUUUUCUUUAGGUAAUAGACUAUCCAUCUGAAAUUUCUGAAAAUUUUUCUCUUCGCUCUUGGUUAUGGUUUCUUCAACCCGAAUAGCUUUCUUUGGGUAGUUUUUUAAUCGGUGGAACACUUCGUUCUAGAUCUGUUUCGGGUUGAGGUGAUUUUCUGAGGGGAAAUGGAGGGGCGGGUGAAGAAAUACCGGCAAACGAGCCCGGAGAGGGCUAGAGUUUGGACGGAGCCGUCACCCAAGCACCAGAAUAGGAAAGUUCCGGUGGUUUAUUAUCUGUGCAGAAACCGUCAUCUCGAACAUCCUCACUUUAUUGAAGUUCCCCUCUCGUCGCCCGAAGGUCUAUACUUGAGAGAUGUGGUGGAAAGGCUUAAUGUUCUGAGAGGCAGAGGCAUGCCUUCCAUGUAUUCGUGGUCUUGUAAGAGGAGCUACAAAAAUGGUUUUGUUUGGCAUGAUAUUUCUGAAGAUGACUUGAUCCUUCCUGCACAUGGGAAUGAAUAUGUUCUUAAAGGUUCUGAACUCUUUGAAGAAUCUCAUUCAGAUCGUUUCCAUCCAAAUGGUAGUUCAAAAUUGCAGGCUCCUAAGCAAUUGCAAGAGCCCACAUCUUCUCGAAGCCAAGAGACUUCUUCCUCUUCGUCAAGCUUGGCUGGGAAGGAGACCAGGCAUCAAGAAGAGGAAAUUUCACCUCCACUUCAACGUCCAAGUCCCUCCAGCUUGUCUCCAGAUUUAAGAGUUGGGAAGAAUUCCUCUUGGGCUGGAUCUCUGAGCUUGACUGAGUACAAAGUUUGUAAGGGUGAUGGAUCAAUUGAUGCUUCAACACAGACUGAAGAAAGCAUGAAGAGAAAUAGAGCCCAGGAAACCUGUACGAGAGGCGUUUCUACGGAUGAUGGCUCAUCAGAGCCUGAAAGCAAUGUGAAUCAACAAAACCAGGCUCUGAAAGAGAACUCUGAGCUUUGUAGGGAUGAGAUUUCCCCACCCCCAUCUUCCUCAAGCACAUCAUCUUCUUGUGGGAAGAUUGAGACUUUGGAGUCUUUGAUCAGAGCAGAUGCUAGUAAGAUCAAUAGUUUCCGGAUACUUGAAGAGGAAGAAAUUCGUAUCCCUUCAAAUGCUAAAUUCAAGCCAGCAAAUGUAUUGAUGCAAUUGAUCUCUUGUGGUUCCAUCUCAGUGAAGGAUCACAGUUUUGGACUUAUACCGACCUAUAGACCAAGGUUUUCUCAUUCAAAGUUCCCUUCACCAUUAUUCUCUACUUCUGUUAUGCUGGGAGAGCUGGAUUGCCUGUCAGAGAAUCCAAGGCUGAUGAGCAUGAGAUUGGAAGAUAAAGAAUAUUUUAGUGGGAGCUUGAUUGAGACUAAGACUCAGAAGGGAGAGGAGGGAUUGCCUGUUCUCAAACGGUCUUCUUCCUGCAAUGCUGACAGGGCUUCUAAGGCAUCGGACCCAGCAGAGGACAAAGAAGAGAUGGAAUCUGCACGUUCCAAGUGCAUCCCACGGUCAAUCAAAGCAUCACUGGGUAAGCAGGCAAGGAGCGAAACAAUGAGAUCCCCUGUUUCAGAAGGGCCAAGGAAUUCUUCAGCUGGUGCAGACUGUAUGCAAUCACCUUCUUCUGCAUCAAACAUUAGCAGCAGAAGAAUGACGGAGCCUUUGGUAAAGAAAUCAUCAAAGAGCAGAGAAGAGAAGGAGAAAGUGAUCAAAAUUGAAGAAAGGCUUGCUUCAGGAGCUCGGGUUAUAAUCCAAUCCAAGGCGCCCUGUGCAAACAGCAAAGGCAACUCUUAGAGGGAAGAAAUGGGUUGGAUUGGACAAUUGGUCGUUAACUUUUCCUGCGAUGCCAAAGAAGGAGGUGUUCAGAAACAUUGUGGAAAGAAGUUAUCUCAGCUUAGAGCGUGGGAGGUUUGUAUAAUCUUGUAUUUUGGUCUGCCAUACUUCAAAUUCCGGUGCAGGGGCCUUGUUUGAAUUUUGAGGAAGAAGUGUAUCUUUUGCCUUUUUGGCGGGUUGAUGAUGAUGCUUCUGUAAAUUUAAAAAAACGAAAAAGAGAAUCAGUUCAUUGAAGAACGAGACAUGGGUGUUGGGGUGCUGAGGUAGUUUCUUUGUCAGCUUUCUUCAAUGAGAGUGUACUUUACCAUCCCAGAUCUGUCAUUCCUCCUGUUUAUUUUCUCAUUUUGCUUUAUAAAACCAACAGUUGUAGUACUGCCCACCUGCGAAACGGAGGAAAUUAUGGCUAUGAAAAAGGAAAGAAAGUAAAAGAAACUGUAUGGGUGCGGUGGGGCUGUCAUUGGCCUGCCUCGUUCAGACUGAGAGAGAGAUCGAACAAAGCUGAGUGCUUCUGUGCUUUCUCUACUUUCUAUUUAUUUAUUAACGUUUUUA
Messenger RNA from Nelumbo nucifera (sacred lotus), 2968 nucleotides. RefSeq names its product UPSTREAM OF FLC protein (DUF966). NCBI's taxonomy places the organism in Eukaryota, Viridiplantae, Streptophyta, Magnoliopsida, Proteales, Nelumbonaceae. The record is from RefSeq and is a predicted model, not a curated record.